AUGGAUCCUGCAGAGGUCAAAACGAUUCCAGUGAAGGCGACCAAGACCUCGGUCAUGCCUAAGGAGGUGAUUGAGACCUCUAUUGGAGUGACUCUUUCUCAUCUUGAUCCCUAUACAGCAUUGAAUCUAAAGGAAACAUCCUCGAGAGUGCCUCAUGGCACAUCGGCAAGUCCCUCGGCUGGUGAGGCCAGAG
Ilex paraguariensis (yerba mate) is the source of this 193-nucleotide messenger RNA. The record is from the annotation of a GenBank genome assembly. Lineage: Eukaryota; Viridiplantae; Streptophyta; Magnoliopsida; Aquifoliales; Aquifoliaceae.